AUGAAGGCAGAUGGCGAUACUAAUUCAUUCUCUUCAUCGGAUUCAUCAACCAAUGAAGAAAAUGACACAUCCUCACCCUCGGUCAACGAAGCAGUACAACACAAUAUUGAUGUCGAAGAAACUGACGCGUCAUCCUUGCCUUCUUUUAAACCUCCAGUAGGUUGGAAAAAAAUUCAAACUUCAAAUGAGGAUUCGAAAUUUGGUAUCGUUGACGUCCAGAACGGUGAGAACGAAAUUUGGUUAUUAAAGGUUCCCUCUCGAGUUACAAGGAUUGAUCUUUCGGGCAAGACCUUUAGACUUCCUCCCGGAUCCAUAAAUGUCCCAACAAAAGUAGCCAAAAUUCAGAAAACCCUUCAAGAAACCACUUUUUCGUCAUUUCAGAGAAAAACCAUAGAGACGGCGGCUACUUACGGAGUUUACGAAAUAGCACCGAGAAAUAAUGAAGACAAUGGUGAAAUUUCUCAGAGCACUGCACCUCAUCAAGCAAUUUUGGAUAAGAUGCGAGAGUUCGAAUUAUUAAUACCAAGUAAUGGAGGUUUAGUCUUAAGUAAAAAGCCCGAUAGAUACUUUAAUAUAUGUCGUGAAAUAGAACUACCGGAUCCGGCAUCAAAUAUCGAAACAAUUCUUUCAAAGAAACCUGAAAUUCCUCAACAUCCAUCAGAAUCAUUUGUUUCAAGAUCUAUUACCACUUCUUCAGAGUUCACCAGGAAAAACCUGAAUGAAGUUGCUGAUUUAGAACAAAAGAGGUUUCAACGCAAACUGAUUGAAGAAUGGAAAUAUAACAGGUGGCACAAAUAUAUAAAAAAACAUAAUAAGAAGAUGCGCGAAGCCUACCUUGAGUGGCAAGAAAAAUGUAAGAUCCUGGUAAAGCAAUCGAGGGAGAAGUUUGUAAGAGAGCUCGCAAAUGAAAAAUUUACGAAAAAAAAGACGGACAAAAAAGCAAAGAAGCGGAAGUUAAAUUCCGAGAAUGAUGGUGUAGAGAGUUUUGAUAAUGAAGAGUUUCUAACAACCACUGAUGAAGAGCCUUCACCAGUUAAGAAAAAGAGAAAGAAAGAAUCCAAAUUUGGACAAGGUUAUUACAAGAAAAUGUUAAAAGCACAAUAUUUCAUUGACCCUGACUCUGGUGAUGAUGAAAUUCUAACGGAAGUCGCAGAAGAAGAAGCGGAAUUUGCUAAAUUGGCACAAGAACAAAUUCUCAUGAAAGAAGAAGCAACAAAAAGUUUAGAAGAGGCCGAAAGAAAUGCAGCACAAACAUGGACUCCUUCACUUGUCACCUAUCCUAAAUUUGAGCCGCCAACCAGUCGGUGGUCAAAGAUGAACGAAAGAAUUAUCAAAGAGGAAGGAGAAAAAAAACUAAAGCCCUAUUCAAUUAAACGAGAUUGGACUGUAGAAGAACGAACGGAGUAUUAUAAAAAAUAUAAUUGUGAACCUCCUCCAUAUCCUGUACCUAAGCAAAUGGGACAGGAAAUUGAAAUCAAUUACGUUGGGAUUUAUGGAAAAUUCAAAACGUCGCCAAAGCUUGGAAACUGCUGA
Molecule: messenger RNA, 1533 nt
Organism: Acaulospora morrowiae
Lineage: Eukaryota; Fungi; Glomeromycota; Glomeromycetes; Diversisporales; Acaulosporaceae
Source: the annotation of a GenBank genome assembly